This is a messenger RNA of Daphnia pulicaria, 987 nucleotides long. Its product is annotated as ras-like GTP-binding protein RhoL. The coding region runs from base 328 to 882 and encodes 184 amino acids. NCBI's taxonomy places the organism in Eukaryota, Metazoa, Arthropoda, Branchiopoda, Diplostraca, Daphniidae. Gene Ontology annotation, molecular function: GTP binding; GTPase activity. Gene Ontology annotation, biological process: small GTPase-mediated signal transduction. The record is from RefSeq and is a predicted model, not a curated record. The transcript has 5 exons.
CUCUGACCGUCCUUUUGAUGCAUUCGUCUUUUAAAAUUAACAGUUUUUAGCCAACUGACGACAUUUUGAGGCGAGUUCCACUCGAAUAGACGUUUCAUAAAAUUGAGUGUUUGGUGGGGGUGAAUUUCCUAGUUGAUUCCAGUGUGUGACUAACAACGACUAAGAUCGAGAUUAAAAAGUGUAGAUUCCCCUGUGGUUACUGGUUCCGUCUCUUCAACACUUCCACCGGAAUCUCGUGCACAUUGUGGAUGUAACGUGAUAAACUGGUAAAACCAUUAGGUUCCGGUUUUACGGUUGAAGCUCUCUCUCUCACAGUUUUUGGCGAAAAUGAUUCGAGAUCGACCGUUGAAGAUAACAGUGGUCGGCGACGGCACAGUGGGAAAAACGUGUGUGCUGAUUGUGUACACCAAGAACGUUUUUCCUGUCACAUACGUGCCAACUGUAUUUGAUAACUUUUCCGAUACAAUUGAAGUGGACGGACACGCGUACAAUGUUUCGCUCUGGGACACUGCCGGGCAGGAAGACUACGAAAGGCUGCGCAUUCUCUCCUAUCCUAAUACCGACGUUUUCCUACUUUGCUACGCUGUCAACAAUCGGACUUCAUUCAAUAACGUCACAUCGAAAUGGAUUCCCGAAUUGAAGCACCACUGUCCUAAUGCGCCCAUCGUUCUCGUCGGAGCAAAAGUUGAUACCCGGAAAGAGGGAUCUACAGAUGAGGAUUGCGUGUCUUAUGCCGAGGCUGCCAAACUGAGCAAGAAAGUUGGUCCUUUUAUCGAGUGCUCUGCAAAGACUGGCGAGAAUUUGAGACUAGUCUUUCAAGAGGCUGUUCGGACAGCUAUAAACAAACCAAAGACCAAACCUAGAAAUUGCAACCUCCUCUGAAAGUCUAAGAAACGCAAGAAAUAUGAUUGGAACCAGUUCACGCAAAUUCGGUUGUGUGCUAACAUUUCCAUUAAAAUAGAUAAAUAUAUUUUAUUUCAAUGAUGA